AUGAAAACCGUCUGGCCCUCCUCUGCCUCUGCCUCUUCAUCUUCACCUUCAUUUCCUCCUCCCAGCUUCACCACCAACUCUUUCGCCACUCCCAGGAGAAAGGUAUUAUGUUAUCAAGGAAUACUUGUGGAUAAAAUAUAUUCAAAAUACUCGUGCAAAUCUACUUCGACUGGUAGAUUUUCGAAGUCAAGAAGUUUAGCAAUUCCCUCCCAUAGGCCAGAGAAGACUGUCUUGUGUGAAAUGAAGAUAAGUAAAUACAAGGUGGAUGAAUGCUUUGACUUCAUUUUUGGAAAGUCAUUAAGUUUUCUUCAAGAAUGGAGCCAAAUACAAUCUGUGGGCAUAGUUGUUAUACUGACGUGCACAUUCAUGUUUAUACCAUCAGCCCAAGCUGUUGAUGCACUAAAAACAUGUACAUGCUUACUGAAGGAAUGCAGGCUUGAACUUGCCAAAUGUAUUUCAAACCCAUUAUGUGCUGCCAAUGUUGCUUGUCUCCAAACCUGCAACAAUCGACCUGAUGAGACUGAAUGCCAGAUUAAAUGUGGUGACCUGUUUGAAAACAGUGUGGUGGAUGAAUUUAAUGAAUGUGCAGUAUCACGAAAGAAAUGUGUGCCUAUGAAAUCCGAUGUCGGGGACUUUCCUGUACCCGACCCUUCUGUUCUUGUUAAGAGUUUCAAUAUAUCAGAUUUCAGUGGAAAGUGGUUCAUCACUAGUGGCUUAAAUCCCACUUUUGAUACGUUUGAUUGUCAGUUACAUGAAUUUCACGUGGACAAUGGCAAACUUGUUGGUAAUAUAACAUGGAGAAUACGUACUCCAGAUAGUGGUUUUUUCACUCGAUCAACUAUGCAGAGAUUUGUCCAAGAUCCUGAGCGUCCUGGCAUACUCUACAACCAUAACAAUGAAUAUCUUCACUAUGAGGAUGACUGGUAUAUUCUAUCAAGCAAAGUGGAGAACAAACCAGAUGAUUACAUUUUCGUAUACUAUCGUGGUCGAAACGAUGCUUGGGAUGGGUAUGGAGGAGCAGUUGUAUACACAAGAAGUGCUGUACUGCCAGAAAGCAUAGUUCCUGAGCUGGAAAGGGCAGCUAACAGUGUAGGGAGAGACUUCAACAAGUUUAUAAGAACGGACAAUUCAUGCGGUCCCGAGCCACCACUUGUAGAAAGGCUAGAGAAGACAUUGGAAAGUGGAGAAAAAACGAUCGUUAGGGAAGUUGAACAGAUUGAACAAGAGGUGGAGAAGGAAGUUGAAGAGAUUGAAAAAGAGGUGGAGAAGGAGGUGGAGAGAGUAGGGAAGACAGAGAUGUCAUUGAUUGAGAAGUUGGGAGAAGGUCUUAAAGAACUUCAACAGGAUGAGGAAUUUUUUCUUAGAGAAUUAUCAAAAGAAGAGACUGAUCUUCUGAAUGAGCUUAAAAUGGAAGCAAAUGAGGUUGAGAAUUUGUUUGGAAGAGCACUUGCUCUUAGAAAACUAAGAUAA
This is a messenger RNA of Cucumis sativus (cucumber), 1470 nucleotides long. It is a transcript of the gene VDE, whose product is annotated as violaxanthin de-epoxidase, chloroplastic. Gene Ontology annotation, biological process: xanthophyll cycle. Gene Ontology annotation, molecular function: violaxanthin de-epoxidase activity. NCBI's taxonomy places the organism in Eukaryota, Viridiplantae, Streptophyta, Magnoliopsida, Cucurbitales, Cucurbitaceae. The record is from RefSeq and is marked provisional.